CAUUGCUCUUCACAACACCCGACACUGAAAUGUUCGAGAGUACUACUCGCGUUUCACGUUUAUAAUCUUUUUCGCGUCGUAUCAAUAUGGUUUUCUUCAAAUUAAUAUAAUUCCGUUCGAACGAAUAGUGUGUGUUGUAAUUCGACUCUUCGAUUAUUAAUGAAAGGCAGACAGAGUGAUUCAUUUUUUUCACAUCGUUCGGGCAAUAUUCGAUUAAACGCACGAAAUACGUUAUUGUAAAAAGGAAAUAAUUAGAGUACUUGAUACCGAAAUCAGUUUGCUUUGUGUCCGUGUAAAAUUGACCGAUUAACGGAAGAGAUAAUCGCCAAAGGACGAAACGAGAACAAAGUGCGUGCGUAUUCACGGGGACUUCACAGUUGUUCUGAUUCGGUUUCAAAAUCGAGGCUAUCAAGAUAUUUCUUCUAUCCGUAACUUAAACAAGAUGACCGGUAUUAUUAAGCACAGAGAGUAUGGAAGUGACUCGACUUUUAAACCUUCUGCAAAUCCACAUUUAACACCACCAUCCCCUAUACCGCAGCACGUGUUGAGAGAUGAAGUGGAUAACGUUGAUUAUCGCUUUGAAGCAGCUAGACUGCAAAGUUUUCAAAAUUGGCCUGUAUCAUAUAUCGCACCUGAAAUAUUCGCAGCUGCUGGAUUUUAUUACACAGGAGAGGGUGAUAAAGUAAGAUGUUUCGAAUGCAAUGUAGAAAUAUGUCAAUGGGUAGAAGGUGAUAACCCUAUGACAGACCAUCAACGUUGGUCAGCAAGAUGUAGAUUUAUUCGCAAAAUGAAUUGUGGCAAUGUACCGAUUGGAGUGGAUCCAAGUACUGUUCUACCACCCAGACCAAGAAGCGGAGAUGUAUGCGGACCUUACGGCGUUGAAUAUAGACCAACUUCUGGUCCUGAUAACCAUAAUUUCUCAACGGAGUUGCAAUUACCAAGUUCAGCAAAAUUGAGCUGUUUAGGCUUGGGAAGAUCCAAAGGGCCGGUACACUCUGAGUAUGCUAGCUAUGAUGCUAGGCUACAUACAUUUGAAACUUGGCCAAAAUUUAUGCCACAGACAAAAGAACAGUUGGCUGAUGCAGGUUUUUAUUAUACUGGAAAAGGUGACCAAACUUUAUGUUAUCAUUGUGGAGGUGGUUUAAAAGAUUGGGAACCAGAGGAUGAUCCAUGGGAACAGCACGCAAAAUGGUUCUCUAAAUGCUAUUAUCUAUUAAUGGUUAAGGGUCAAGAUUAUGUAAAUAAAAUGACGGGCCAACAUAUAUCUCCACCAUCUAAAGAGGAAACAAUGCAAAUGAAUCUACCUGGUUUCAUUAAAAAGGUUCAACCUUUACCAAUGGAAGCAGAGAAAAAAGAAGAUACAGAAAGUAAUCCAGGUCCAAGUUCUCAAAGUAUAGGUUCUCAAGAUAGUGGGAUAGAGAGCAUCGGAAGUACUACAGAGUCUGCAAAAGGAAGUACUGAAGAUUUGUUGAAUAAUUCAAAGACACAAAAUAAUAAACCUAUAGAUGAUGCAAGGAUGUGUAAAAUCUGUUAUAAUGGAGAAUUGGGUGUAGUAUUUUUACCCUGUGGACAUAUAGUUGCUUGUGUUAAAUGUGCUCCUGGCAUGACAACUUGUGCAGUAUGCAGGGAGCCUGUUAGUAUGACUGUACGAGCAUUCUUCUCAUAGUAUUCCAUACAUUGUGAUAGACAAUGAUUAAAUUCUACAUAUAAUUUCUAUUAAAGUGUUUUAUAUCGAUCAUCCACGACUGGUAGCGGUAAUGUAUCGCGAACUGCACUAAAUGACAUGACUCAUGUAGCAUACCAGUCUGCGGGUACAAGCUAUAAGAAUUCUAUAAUUUUUCAAGGAUUCGUAUGAUGUCUAAAUCACAGGUACACGAAGGAUGCGAAUAAAAUUUAUUCUAAUGCAAUCAAUAACAGGACAAACAUAUGUUUCAUAAUCGCGAUGAAUUCCUACAUAUCACGAGUGAAGGGGUCAUGAGAUAAGAUUUUCUGUUUAAUUUUGUCUGAAUAAUAAGCUGUACCUGCAACUGAAUGUUGCUAUUUGCACAUUCAUAAAUUUUCGUUGUGCGUAUCAUUGGAUUAAUUAGAAAGGCAACAAAGUAAAUGUGCUUGACACAGAGUACAAAUAGCAACAAAACAUGAAGUCUAGUCAUUAGUAUUAUAUAAUGCCGAAAAAUGAGCAGAUUUACAAUUGUAAGUUAUAGAAAUUUAAUGAAAAAAAUAUUCAAUUUUAAUUUUAUUGCAAUGCUAAUGAAAUUAACAUCCACUUCCUUACCCUAGUUUAGUUUUGUCCAAUGUUCUCACCUUGUAUAUCAUAUUUACGAAUCUUAUUAUACGAUAUGCAGGAUCUCUGUGUAGUAGAAUGCCUUUAAGGGUAUUUGUGUAGUGGUAACUAUAAAUAUCUAAUUACAAACUACAUACAAACAUAUAAUUAUUUGACUUAACUAAUCUAGGGUGUUGUAAUAUUUAUAUAUUAUAUAUUCUACGCAAUGGAAACUUAGCAUUUCUAUGAUUUACAAAAUUUGGUGAUAUUAUACAAGAAAUGUGUAUAUUGUGUAUACAAUUAUGAUUAAAAGCAAGAAAAUGUUAUUUAGUUAACCCUUUGCGGUUUAAAUUUUCUAAUUUCCAUACAUUUUUGUCAAGUCUCGCUCGACAUACGACCGCAAAGAGUUAAAAGGUACAGGAAACGACAGAGACAAUAGGCAUUUGCAUUCAAUUAAUAAAUAAUGCUGGAAUUUUUCUAGCCACCUGCUUUUGGCUAUGAUUAGCAUUAUUGUAUAUUACUUCAACGAAAAAUGGGAUACAUUAAUUCCUCUUCUUCUUUUUUUUUUUUUUUUUAUACAAUACAAUGCAACUUAAAUCAAAUGUAUUAAAGAAAUAAUCUUAAAGGAAAAUUCAUCUAAAAAAUUUCAUAUUAAACAAUGAAGUAGGAUUAAGAAAUAUUAAUCGAUCGAGGAUGCUCUGUCUACACCAUUUUUCUUUUUAUCUUUCGAGGUUCCGCUUUUUAAACAGAAUUAAGGUAGCAAGAUAAGCAGGGUGUCACUGACUAAUCAGUAUUUCUAAAUCCUAUUAUAUAUUCCAUUAUUUCGUUAGAUACUUUGAAUAAACAAUUCUAAUUUUCUACUGGUUCUUCUAAAUGUUAUCAAAACAUUUUAUAUUGGCGUGUCUGCAUACAUAUAAGAAAAUUUACUGUUAACAUGUAUUCUGACUGAAAGGUAUUUAACAUAUAUAACGUACAAUCAUAAGAAGUACUUUGCUGUAGGGUUGAAGGGUUUAGAAGCUAAUAAAGUAGAAUUUAGACCAUUACAAUUUUGCCUUUUUACCAGUUAUUAUAUUUGUGAAUGAUUCUUACAUUGCGUUAAUUUGUCUGUUAAUAAAGUGUCUAAAUUAUUAAGCUCUAAAACAUAAGUUCUUUUCGUAAAAUUUUCAUUUCGUUAUUUAAGAUCGUAAUCAUUAAUGUCGAGUACAAACAACUUCAUCGAUAUUUUCGAAAUUUUUAAUAGAUGUUAAUAUCAUGCAUUAGAGUAGGUACUCGAAACGAGCGAAACAUUAGCUAGGUAGUUAGUAUAUAUUUGUUUAUCUCAUGAAAAUCAUUAAUCAUGUAGAAUUACGAAAUUUUAUGUAAUAUUAUGUUGUACUUGAAAUCAUUCGGACAUUUUCAUUCUUAGUUUUUAUUUAUCACAAUUUCUUGUAUAUUUUAAAUUACAUUGUCAAUACAUCAAUUUUGUCUCAUA
Messenger RNA from Hylaeus volcanicus, 3734 nucleotides. It is a transcript of the gene Diap1, whose product is annotated as putative inhibitor of apoptosis. Lineage: Eukaryota; Metazoa; Arthropoda; Insecta; Hymenoptera; Colletidae. Gene Ontology annotation, cellular component: nucleus; cytoplasm. The coding region runs from base 443 to 1666 and encodes 407 amino acids. Gene Ontology annotation, molecular function: ubiquitin protein ligase activity; cysteine-type endopeptidase inhibitor activity involved in apoptotic process. The transcript is spliced from 3 exons. Gene Ontology annotation, biological process: negative regulation of apoptotic process; regulation of cell cycle; positive regulation of protein ubiquitination. The record is from RefSeq and is a predicted model, not a curated record.